UAGACAGGAACACAACUUCCUCUGCAACAGCGACAAUCUGACUGAAACCACACAGACUGUCUGCGUCAGUGCACAAUGGAGAGAGCCGCUGUGUUGUCAGCCCGCAGGAGUCCGUCAGUACCACAAUGCAACAUCUCAACCUCCACCUUGGCCUUCGACCAGCACUUCACCACAACUGCCAAAGGAAUCCUCCUGAUGGCUGAGAUAGUGUGUGGUAUGUUGGUGUGGAUUCUGGUAGGGGGUACAGAGUAUUUUCAUCUGCCUGCUCUCUGCUGGGUGAUGUUUGUUGCCAUCUUGUGCUGGGUUCUGACCAUUUGCCUGUUUAUAAUUUACCUCACUGGAGCCCACAACAGGAUACCACAGGUCCCCUGGACUACAUUGUCGCUGUGUUUGAACUGUAGUGCUACGGCUCUGUACCUGGUGACGGCAGUAGUAGAUGCUCACUCAGUCAACCAGGCCAUUAGAGGGCGACACAACUACAACUGCUGGGCAGCAUCUGCAUUCUUUGCAUUUCUGACCACACUGUGCUAUGCAGGAAGCAGUUACCUGAGCUACCGUGCCUGGAAAACCACAGAAGAGGGACAGUAGUCUUGUUACUUGCUGUUUGAAGGAAACAUUGUUCAGACUGUCUCUGAGGAACGUGUCUGAUGGAGAUUCUUUGGUCCAGGACAAGGCUUCAGUCAAAUUAAAAAUUGCAAAACUGUUGCAUGUCAUAUUUUUAGCAGGCAGACAUAAAGGCAGAGGGAGACACUUUUGCUUUCAACAAGUUUUUGUGGACUGUAUAACUAAACAGUAAUAAUAAUUUGCACACAGUCACAAGAGGAAAAACCUCGAAAUCAAAGAGUUUGUCACAUGCACGACAAUUUAAUGACUCGGACUGGACAUUUCAUCAACCAUUAAAAAUACGCAGAAAUAAAAUUAAUUUAGACAUUUAUAUAAUUCCUCAAAAUACAUGUGAUCUUGAUUAAGUGCUGCAGAUGUACAACAUGCUUUUACCACUUGCCCCUUCCUUUGAUACAUGAAAAAGUGUUGGCUAUAUUGUACAUGUAUAGUAGAUCCUGCAUGUUUAACUGCAUCAAGGUCACAAACUGAGCUUAGAUUUAGUCACCAUUAAUUAAUUUUUUUUUCCAUUGUUAAUAAAUCAUUGUUCCAUAGACACAAUUUUCCAGAGGUAUUGAUAGAAAAAGUGGUAUAAUAUUAUCCAGUGCACAUAUGUUAAUACAUGUUGCACUGAUCAUUUCUUAAUGGAAACAUAUUCUCAGUUUAUGAUUAUUAAUCACUAUUGGAUUAUUAUUAUCACUUUUCCCAGUGAAGUAAUCCCACUGGUAGUGAAGCGGCCACUUAACAGUCUGAGCUCUGCGUCCUUGUGGAUUGGGUAGAAGUUAAAGGUGCUCAGACUAAAACUUGUAAAUAACUUUUACAAUAUCCACCACAUUGCAUAUUAGAGUGUAUUCCAGCCACCCUCCUUUUGAGAGCUCAGUGAGUGCUCAGUCAGUGACUAAAUGCACUGGGUGCAGGCUAUAUGCAGCUCAAGGGAAAUCUGAAAUAAAACAUAAAUCUGGGGUAAGAAAAAAAUAAAUGACCCAUGCCUGCUUCCGAAAGUCUCAGGCCACCCUACAUUCAGCUAAAACAAAAAAUACAUAACCCUCCCCCUUUUUUGACCCCCCCAAUAAUUUUCGUACAUCCCUAUCUCAUCUAGACAAAAAGGAGGUAAGACUGACCCUCUCCCUCUGUGGAGAAGGAAGUGCCACUCCCACCUUCAACAGUAUGAGAGUAGGAGUAGUCCACCAUGGUAGCUGGAGAGGUAAAAAAAAGUUAUUAUGUGAAGGAAAAGGGGAAUCAGCUUGACUUAACCAUUUAUAUGCUAAGAUCUUAUUCGAAGAUAGAUGUUUGUGUAAAAAGUAUAAAAUUGGUGUGAAAAGGACUCAACAAGAUGGGUUAACUUCUCACAUUUUGCCAGGCAGCUGGCGCAGAGUACAGCAAAGAACAGGAAGGAAAACAUUCUGGUGUGUGAAGGUGUCAACACUGGAAUCAGAAACCAAUUCAGUAAACAUCAUCAUCAUCAUCAUGUAAUUAUCAACAGCUUUAUACAUUUCUUUAGACAUGAAACAAAUCUGACAUGAAACAAAUUUGUUUUUAGAAGCAGUAACUCAACAAUCUCUACAUGACCUGAAGUCAGUGUAACUAAAAAUAAAAUAAUUAGAAUUUCAAUAAUCAGUGCCCGCAGGCACAGUAAGAUGCUAAAGUUGGUCCAUUGUAAAACAAGUUAAGACCCACAUAGUUAACACAUGCAGAUACAGAUGUUCAAACUCACCUGCAGUUGUGAUCUCCUGAAACCAGCUUGAGUCCUGAGCAGAGGAUGAGCGGACACUGUGACAUGGUAACACUUAUAUAUCUAUACCUGGCCCCCUUACCACACACACACACACAGACACGCGCACACACACACACACACACACACACACACACACACACACACACACACACACACAAACAGGUCCUGGCAACACAAAGGCAACGGAAAACUUGAACAAGCAGCACAAAACCAAACCCAGCAAAGCAACUAGGAUGAACUGACAAAGAACAAAGGAAUCACACAGACUAAAUACACAAGUGAGGGAAGGAUAAUUAGACACAGGUGAAACUAAUCAGGGUGGGGGGUAUCUGCAGAUAAGUCCAUGCUGUUUCCAAGGUCAGGAAUGAACUCAACUCAAGCCAACAUGGCUGAGAAGUCCUUAAAGUGCUCAGACAAAAUGGAAAUUUGAACAUCAACAUUUCCAUGACAACGGGGCAAACUCCAUCUGCUUUCAGUGCUUUUAAUUGUGUGAUAUGAUCGAAAGCUCAGAAACAGCUACGAAAUGGACCUUGAGGGGAGAUUGCAUUGCCAACUACUUUUCCAAAGUCAAUAAUGAACUUUGAAAUUCUAUUUUUGUGAUGGAAACUGAAUCAAAAUAAUGUUACAAUGGUUUGAGAAGCAAACUAUUAAUUUAUCAGGAAUGUAACAGCUCCACUCAUUUAAAACUUAAUUGGCUAGUAAAUUAUGAGACUCAGAUUCAUGAGAGAUGGGGUUUACAAACUGGUUUAAGUCAGUAAAGCACAAAUGCAAUAGAUAUACCUCACUUUUCCCAUACGUGUGGUGCAAAAUAUGUUGCUGAACUUAAUGACAAACUCUCUUCCUGGUUCGAUUUCAAAUUCCCAGAACCUUAUGCCUGUUAGCAAAAUAAAAACAGGUGUGCUAUUGUUCAGCUGUCAGAGGAGGAAGGAAUGUUUGUGUAUGUGUGUGUGUUUCAUGUUCUUAUAUCCCCGUGGGGUCUUUAACCUGAAUGCACACUUAUCCAUGGGGACAAAAAUUGAGGUCCCCAUGGGUAGAGACUGCUUUUUGAGAGUUAAGACUUGGUUUUAGGGUUCAGGUUACAAUUAGGUUAUGGUUAGGGUAAGGGUAAAGGUUAGGCAUUUAUUUGUGAUGAUUAAGGUUAGGGUAAGGGGCUAGAGAAAGCAUUAUGUCAAUGACUGUCCCCUACAGGGAUAGUGAAACAAACAUGUGUGUACCUGCACCAUCCUGCCUCUCUACCUGUAAGCCUGAAUGCCAAAUAAACUACUAAAAGUCA
Siniperca chuatsi (mandarin fish) is the source of this 3608-nucleotide messenger RNA. It is a transcript of the gene cmtm8b, whose product is annotated as CKLF-like MARVEL transmembrane domain containing 8b. Gene Ontology annotation, cellular component: membrane. Lineage: Eukaryota; Metazoa; Chordata; Actinopteri; Centrarchiformes; Sinipercidae. Gene Ontology annotation, molecular function: structural constituent of myelin sheath. The coding region runs from base 76 to 588 and encodes 170 amino acids. Gene Ontology annotation, biological process: myelination. The record is from RefSeq and is a predicted model, not a curated record. The transcript has 4 exons.